Molecule: messenger RNA, 1460 nt
Organism: Ceratotherium simum simum (southern white rhinoceros)
Lineage: Eukaryota; Metazoa; Chordata; Mammalia; Perissodactyla; Rhinocerotidae
Gene: AVPR1B
Product: arginine vasopressin receptor 1B
Biological process (GO): G protein-coupled receptor signaling pathway; regulation of systemic arterial blood pressure by vasopressin; cellular response to hormone stimulus
Cellular component (GO): plasma membrane
Molecular function (GO): peptide binding; vasopressin receptor activity
Source: RefSeq, a predicted model, not a curated record
UCGUCCCCGGCCUUCUCCUUUCUCUCCAUCUUAAACCUUUCCCUCCCCACUGCAUUUCGUCCAUCAGACCUCUCCACUUGCACCCACACUCUCCAUCCAUCCUUCUUCCUCUUCUUCUUCCCUUCCAGCAAACUUCCACCAUGGAUUCCGAGACUCCUUCAGCUGCCAACCCCACCCCUGGCGGCACCCUCUCUACCCCCAAUGCCACCACACCCUGGCUGGGCCGGGAUGAAGAGCUGGCCAAGGUGGAGAUCGGAGUCCUGGCCACUGUCCUGGUGCUGGCGACAGGGGGCAACCUGACUGUGCUGCUGAUGCUGGGGUGGCUGGGCCGCAAGCUCUCCCGCAUGCACCUGUUUGUGCUGCACCUGGCCCUCACUGACCUGGGGGUGGCACUCUUCCAGGUGCUGCCCCAGCUGCUAUGGGACAUCACCUACCGCUUCCAGGGCCCCGACCUCCUCUGCCGGGCCAUCAAGUACCUGCAGGUGCUUAGCAUGUUUGCCUCCACCUACAUGCUGCUGGCCAUGACGCUGGACCGCUACCUGGCUGUUUGUCACCCACUGCGCAGCCUCCAGCAGCCCAGCCAGUCCGCCUACCCACUCAUCGCUGCUCCUUGGCUGCUAGCCGCCAUCCUCAGCCUCCCGCAAAUCUUCAUAUUUUCUUUGCGGGAGGUAAUCCAGGGCUCAGGGGUGCUGGACUGCUGGGCAGACUUCCGCUUCCCUUGGGGGCCACGGGCCUACAUCACCUGGACCACCCUGGCCAUCUUCAUCCUGCCUGUGGCCAUGCUCACCACCUGCUACAGCCUCAUCUGCCACGAGAUCUGUAAGAACCUAAAAGUCAAGACGCAGGCCUGGAGGGUAGAAGAAGGGGGCUGCAGGACUUGGGACAGGCCUUCACCUUCUGCCCCAGCUGCGGCCAUGCGGGGGCUGCCAUCCCGGGUCAGCAGCAUCAGCACCAUCUCGAGAGCCAAGAUCCGAACCGUGAAGAUGACCUUCAUCAUUGUGCUGGCCUACAUCGCCUGCUGGGCACCAUUCUUCAGCGUCCAGAUGUGGUCUGUGUGGGACGAGAAUGCCCCUGAUGAAGAUUCAACCAGUGUGGCUUUCACCAUCACCAUGCUUUUGGGCAACCUCAGCAGCUGCUGCAACCCCUGGAUCUACGUGGGCUUCAACAGCCACCUGUGGCCACGCCCGCUGCGUCGUCUAGCCUGCCGUGGGGGCCCCCAGCCCCGGAUGCGCAGGCAGCUCUCCAACGGCAGCCUCUCGAGUCGCCGCACCACGCUGCUGACCCGCUCCGGCGGCCCGCCCACCCUCAGCCUCAGCCCCAGACUCCGUGGAAGGCCUGGGCCGGAAGAGUCACUGAAGGGGUCAGAGCAGGUGGACAGGGAAGCCACCACUGAGACCGGCAUCUGUUAGGGCACACUCCCUGAGGCUGGUGCAGCCCGCGGGGCUAGCGGAGGGUCUCUG